Impatiens glandulifera is the source of this 871-nucleotide messenger RNA. Its product is annotated as probable 3-beta-hydroxysteroid-Delta(8),Delta(7)-isomerase. Bases 51 to 719 code for a protein of 222 amino acids. The record is from RefSeq and is a predicted model, not a curated record. The transcript is spliced from 4 exons. Gene Ontology annotation, biological process: sterol biosynthetic process. Lineage: Eukaryota; Viridiplantae; Streptophyta; Magnoliopsida; Ericales; Balsaminaceae. Gene Ontology annotation, cellular component: membrane; endoplasmic reticulum. Gene Ontology annotation, molecular function: cholestenol delta-isomerase activity; steroid Delta-isomerase activity; C-8 sterol isomerase activity.
AGGACUCAGUCGGUGGAGAGAGAUUUGAGGGGAGAGAGAGAGAGAUAAAAAUGGAGUCUCAUCCUCAUCCUUAUGCGCCAAAAGAUCUUCAUCUCCCUGGUUUUAUUCCCGUUUCUCUUUCACAGUUGACUAUCGUCGGCAUCUAUGGCGUCGUAUCUCUCCUCGUUGUCUCACUUGUCUGGCUCUUCUCAGGAAUAGUUGGCAGAAUAAGGAAAACAGAUAGGGUGCUUAUGUGCUGGUGGGCAUUUACUGGUUUGACUCACAUGAUCCUUGAGGGUUACUUUGUGUUUUCCCCCGAAUUUUACAAGGACAAGACUGGCUUCUACCUUGCUGAAGUUUGGAAAGAAUAUAGCAAAGGGGAUUCUAGAUAUGCCGCCAGGGACGCUGGGAUUGUGAGUAUCGAAGGAAUAACCGCUGUCCUGGAGGGUCCAGCCUGCCUCCUUGCAGUGUAUGCUAUUGGUGCAAACAAGUCUUACAGCAAUGUUCUUCAACUAUCCAUAUCCCUAGGGCAGCUCUAUGGAACUGCCGUCUAUUUCGUCACUUCAUUCUUGGAAGGCGAUCACUUUGCGGCUAGUCAAUCUUACUACAACGCAUAUUUCAUUGGAGCAAAUGCUUCCUGGGUCGUAAUACCUACUCUAAUUGUCGUUCGCAGCUGGAAAAACAUAUGUGCUGCUUUCAACAUCCAACACCAAAAAAACAACAAGACCAAAACUAAAUGAUCUAAUUUCCAUUAGCUUCAAGAAAUAACUAUUAUUGUGGGGGACUCAUUCAUUUUCUUAAAUGUUUCAUUCCUGAUAUUAUAUUUGAUACUCAUUUCAAUUCAUGAAUUAACAUUCAAAUAUUUGAUAUAAUAUAAGGCCUUGUUUAUUUA